GACGUACGACGCGCGCUUUGGCGCUUUUCAAGGUUGGAAGUGCGGUCCGUUCAUAACUAGGAAGAGGGCAGUUCAAAAACCAUGGACGUAGAAAGCAGAAGACAAAACGAGCGAUAGCGUUGUAGGGUUUCUUAUUCUUUUUAAACGUCGUCUGCAUUUUUUUUACCAGACGCUUUCGACGCUGCUUUCUUCGCUCGCUCGUCUGGUCGGGAAAUGUCUUCUGCCGCUGAAGGAACUGGUCACUCUCUCGCCAGUGCUUCGUCGGGGCAGCAAGCUCCGACGAAGCGAGCCCCAGGGGAUGCUCCGGUGGACGAAAGUACGGUCGGGCUGGUCAAGCUUUUUGUGUCCACCCUGCUGCCCGACUUUUCCCCCAGGGGCGCUGUGUACGCGGUCGUCCUGGUGCUCGCCGUCUGCUACGCCGUGGUCACCCUCGCUGGAGUCGCCCGAAAGGCGCCCUCGUCCCCGUUCCGCUGCGACGACCCGUCUCUGCAGGCGCCCCAGGAGAAGGACAUCCUGCCCACAGCUCCUUACGUGGCGCUCGUGUGGGCCUCCACGGUGACCGCGGUGUCUGUGACCGAGUUGCGCCGACCCGGCGCCAGCUGGACGGAGGCCACUUACUGGACGGCCAGGCAUCUGCGAAGAUUGUUCGUCGGCUUCAUCGUCGCGGGUGACAUUGCCCACACCAUCCAGCUAGCCGUCAACGCCAAGAGACCGCAUUUCAUCGACAUCUGCCAGCCCGCUGUAAAACUGCCCAACGGGACGGAGGUGCUCGCCUGUUCGGGAGAACCGGUGACUCCGGAAGCGCGGUCAGGUGUUGACAGGCGUAGCGACUCGGAACCUUCCUCUGGAAGCGGCGAUGAAGAACCUGAUCCGGAGGGAGACGGUGACGCAAAUGACACAGCGAUUCUCGCGCAGGACGAGAACGCUAACGUCGCCACCGCUCCCCGUUCGCCAGCUGAGUGGACAGCACCGCAGCCGGGCGCAGUUCCGCGACGUUCUUCAGAAGGUCACGUCGGUGAUUCGAACGUGGCCUUCGGCGAGAACGCCCCUGCAGGCGCUGGCCGCGGCUCCCGCUACGACCAUCGUCACGUCGACGUCACCAGCAAUGGGGCACCGCCUACGGGUGACGUCACGGACUACCGCUGCACGGGACCCAAGGGUCGCAAGUCGGGGUCCUCGUUUCCCUCGGGCCACGCCACCGUCGCGGGCUUCGCGGGCGUUUUCAUGUUUGGCUACGGCGUCCGGAGGUUCCCGGGCUUCCACCGGCCGUUCCGAGCCGCGCUCCUUGCUUGGGCCCUGGGCACGUGCAUCUGGCUCGUGUGCGCGCAGAGGGUCGCGCAGCACAAGCACUUCGUGAUCGACGUCGUGUGCGGUGCGGCAUUCGGCGCCGCCGUGGCCGUGCCCUUCGCGGCGUGGCCGUACGGAGACGACAAGCCUUGACCACACGCCAAUGCGGAACUGUGGUGUCUGGCCACUAUAGCCUGCACUGCGAACUUGGCCUUCGCGUUAUCUAUGGUCGCCUACGGCCCACUUUUAUGACUCUUUUCUUUUUUACUAUUCUUGCGUCGUAUAUAUAUAUAUAUAUUUUUUGGGGGGGAAUCUGUGCUUUGACUCGACUUUCUUUGUUUGAUUCUCGGUUAUAUGGUUAGUAACGCCUGGAGGAAUACAUUUGAUCAAAAAUGAGCAGAGGAACGUUGUGGUCGUUCCCGGGUCAUGAGUGCCUUCCACAGUCCAGGAUGCCAUGGCCCCUCGCCGCGAUUAUGGCCCUGCAGCCACUGGUCGGGAUAUGAGCCGGUCAGCUGGUCUUCCCAAUGCUCCGCAGAUGGUUGGGAAACGGGGGGGGGCUACGGGUGUGUCGUGCUCGCAUUCCCAUACCAUAUGGUUGACACUCGACAGUCCUUACAUUUGUAGUCGUAGUUGGUUAGAUAUACAGCGUGAAUUUAUUCAUGCCGUGCCGGAAAUUGUUUGCCUGUAGUUGUCUGAGUGCAACGGCGUCUUCUCUGAAUAGCUUGGGGGUGUCAGGGAGGGUAUAUUCUCCUUCCUAGUCUGCAAUGCGCUAAAAUUCCCGCGUGUUUAUUGGGAGCGUGUUCUCCUGUGUACCCUGGAGCGCGGCCGCAUAGCGAGGUAGUCCGAAGAGUAUGUUCUCGGACAGCGCCGUGAGCCGCCAGAUCACCUGCUAGGGACACGUGUCCCAGGGUCCAGACUAUAUAUGUAUUCAGGGGCACGUUUGAUUCUUUUUAACGUUUUGAAGGCCGACGUUGACAUUUGGCCUAUUUGAUAAUUCUUGUAGCGAAUGGCGAGUUUGCUGUCACCGGGAUGUGCUCCUUGGCUUCUCGUGUUGGCGAGAUCAGCUGCCGUCUCUUCCGCAGAGCCCGUGUCCGGGCUGUCCACGGAGAACGCCGCGAGUUCUUUCUUGUUGUUAACAAUGCUGAUCGCUUGCGCUUCUUUCUUUUUUUCCUUGUACUUCCGCGAAUGUGUGCCGCGUACUUUCUUCGUCUCCCUCGUAGGCCUUUCUAAAUGAUUUCACCUUUGCCGUCCUUCUUUCUUAGUUGAGCUCUGGAUGCAUGCUGCGAGGAAUAGACUCAGCCUUGAUCUGGUCUCUUAGAUGUAGAGUAAUUUUUUUGUAAAUUUUCGACUCGUCUACGACUGCGUUGUCCGGAAUUCUUAAUGUGUCGCUGCCCGUCCUGGCUCGACUUGUGCGCAUCUGCAAGCUCCUCCCACGUGUUAUGGAUACGAAUUUGAAGCAGUUUAUCUGUGGAGGUGGUUGGAGGAGGCGCUGAGGCGAAUCCGCUGGUCCACUUUUAUAACUUUUUUAUUUGUGCACCAUGUUUUUUUUUCUUGUGUUUUCAAUCUGCACGAUGAUUUGCUUAUAGUUGGCAUGACUCCUCCGCCAGAAAAAAGAAAGUACACAAAUAAAAUAUGCAUUCUCGUUUUAAGACGGCA
Molecule: messenger RNA, 2943 nt
Organism: Dermacentor albipictus
Lineage: Eukaryota; Metazoa; Arthropoda; Arachnida; Ixodida; Ixodidae
Biological process (GO): signal transduction; phospholipid metabolic process; phospholipid dephosphorylation
Cellular component (GO): plasma membrane
Molecular function (GO): phosphatidate phosphatase activity
Source: RefSeq, a predicted model, not a curated record